UUACUCAUGCCUCCAUUGCCGCCAAUCCCUCCUCUUACGCUGUCGUCGUCGUCGACCCUCUCCCCUCUCUAGAAUCGUAACAUUAUUACCCGCUAAUGGUUAAUAAUGGUGAAGUACAAAGCCAACUUCUUAUAAUGGGUAAAAUUCUAAAUUUCUGCCUUAGAAAGAUAGUGGAUCCAAUCUUUGAAGUGGUAAACGGAGGAAGUCCAAUAUUAAAACUGGUAAUAAUUGGCAGAAAUCUCAUGAAAUCAAAAUUUACUCCUAGAUGACUUGCUAAUUGGUGCUAAAUUCAUCGAGGCACGCGAACUCAAAUCAAGAUCUCUUCUUAUGAGUUUGCUUGGCGGAGCUCGAUUCGCUGCGUCGCUGAGCCUGAGUAAUCGAUUCGUGCUGGGCGGUGGCGUGGUCGGAGGGAUCUGAAUCCUAGCGCCGUCCGUAUCUGAAACCCGCGCCGGCGAGCUGCUCGGCGCCUCGGUGGCAUGGGUGGCUGGAAAGCGGGGGAGAGGAGAAGCAGCGGAGAUAUGAACGGAGGCGGCGGCAGCAGCCGGGACGAGUUCGGGCGGGCGGUGGCGCGGGCCGCGGUGGCGCAGGCACUGCAGGCCGCGGGGUUCGAUUGCGCGCACCGCUCCGCGGUGGACGCGGUCGUCGACACCGUCCUGCGCUAUAUCACCCACCUGGGCCGGUCUGCCGCCUUCCACGCCAACCUCGCCGGCCGCGCGCACGCUAAUGAGCUAGACGUCAUCCAGGCGCUCGAGGAGGUCGGCGCCGACACGUAUGGUUUCGCUGGCGCGGCAACCACGGGCCACUGCCUCGUCGGCUCUGGCGUCGUCAAGGACCUCAUGGCGUUUGUCCAUUCCAAGGACGAGGUGCCGUUCGCGCGGCCGCUGCCUAGGUUCCCCAUCCAGCGCGUGGAGCCGCAGCCUUCUGCCAGCUUCACUGUGACUGGGAGGGAGACUGGGAUGAAGCACGUGCCGGAGUGGCUGCCUGCUUUCCCAGAUCCGCACACCUAUGUGACGACGGAGGUGUGGGUUGAGCCGCCGGCGACCAAGGACAGGGUUGACAAAGUGGAGCAGGUGCGGCAACGAAGGAAAGCUGAGAAGUCCCUGCUCAGCCUGCAGCGAAGGCUGGCUAUGGCUGGUGCGGAUAGGUUUCGUCCAGCUGUGGCACAUGAUAAUGCGCUGAAGGGGAAGGAGAUACAGGCAGCUGGGACGAAGAGAAAUCCAUUUCUUGAGCCAGCAUUGUUACCUGGACAGAAGGAUGUAUCAGAGGUUGAUAUGCCUCCGGAAAAGAAGAAAUUCUCUGUCCUUGAGGCAUUUGCACCAGCUAUUCAAGCUAGAACCAUCAGGGAGAUUGAUGCUAGUGCUGGGUUGGAUCAAAAUCAAAGGAACAUUGUUCCAAAAGAGAGGGCUCCAGUUCAUCUUAAGAUUGGAUUUAGUAAUAAGUCAUUAGCAGCAGCUCAGAAUUCAAGAGCCCUGGAUCUGAGGGAUGAUCUUUUCUUCUUGAAAGAGGAAACAAAGGAUGAUAAGAAGCGGAGAGCGGGCAUGAUAUUAAGGGCAUCAAUGGAGAACCCACAAGAACUUCCUCAGCUCUAAAGUUGUUUAUGGAGGAAGUCUGGUACUAAUAGUGGAGUCGCAUCGUGUUGUUGUGAUCAUGGAACUUCAGUUUCUAGAAUCUUGAGGCCAUGUGUCUGUGAUGCAACCUUCCUCAGAAGCUUAACCUGCACCCAUCUCCCGACUUUACAUUUUCCUCGAAUCACCAGGCGUUGAUAAUUCAGCAGUGCUGUAACUGUAGUUCAACAAUCUCACUGCAUUGAAACAUGCUUCUGCUGGUAUUUUAUAUGUAAGUGUUAGUGGGUUGUUUCAAAGGGAGCUGAUUUGUUAGGCCGUGGUUCCUCCGCAGACAUGGCAUCCAAAGGAAUGAUGCUCUAGAGUUACAUUUUUGUAGCUGUAUUGGAUAGAGAUGUUUGUACAAAAGCUAACUUUAUUCUUCUGACCAAGACUGGCCACAGACAGGGUUGAUAUACCUAGUGGGUUACUCUAAAGAGCCAGCUUCUGUGUGCAGUAUGUUGGUCUAAUACUGCAAUAAGACCCCCCACACUAUUGCUGUGUUUGGGACAAAAACACUUUCCAGAUAUCUGAUGGACUUGUCUACGAGGAUUGGUUGUUUCUAGUUGAUGUCGUGCUUCAUAGUUGGAGAUUGGGACUGUAGUAUGACCCCCCCCCCCCCCCCCCCCCACCCAAGUCUAACCUGAGCAUUCCUGAAUGAACUUUCAGAUAUUUAAGAAGGCGCGUGUUGAAAUGUGUCUGGAGCUUGUACAUUAGUCUGUGUGUUUGCGUGGAGUGUGAAGAUCUUGAGAGAUAGCAUGCUGGCUUGUUGUGUGUAUGGAGCUUGUGUAUUCCCGUGGAUAUUUUGUGUGAAGAUCUUGAAUGGCAGCGUGCAGAUGUGUUUCUG
Zea mays is the source of this 2448-nucleotide messenger RNA. RefSeq names its product transcription initiation factor TFIID subunit 8. The transcript has 2 exons. The record is from RefSeq and is a predicted model, not a curated record. Gene Ontology annotation, cellular component: transcription factor TFIID complex. Gene Ontology annotation, molecular function: protein heterodimerization activity. Bases 477 to 1589 code for a protein of 370 amino acids. NCBI's taxonomy places the organism in Eukaryota, Viridiplantae, Streptophyta, Magnoliopsida, Poales, Poaceae.